ACGAGCCAAGAAUAGUAUCUUGCUGCAUGAGUCAGUUUAGGAAACAAUCGCAUAUAGGAAGUCUAGAGGUCACUGCCGUAUUUGAUCUGAUACUAUAUCUUUACUCAAUCUAGACUUGAUCCUGAUCACGGUUCAUUUUUCACCACUCUGCUCUGCUCGUCCGCAUAUUGUGCAUCCACAAAGCCUCUUGUACUCUGCGACAACAAGCUCCAUAGUAGUUAGGACACAUUCCGCUAAUCACAAUGGUCGACCACGACGCCGUCGCCCAACAAUCUCAUGCCGAGGCCCCCGAAGAUGCUACUACAUUACGCAACGGAGUCAUCGCAGCAACGGCAGAAAUGUACUCCACGGACGACCCCGCAGCCACAACCAUAUGGUCAUACAUGCUCGGCGAGCUGUCUGCACAUGACGUCGUGCAGACCCUUGCCGACCCGGUCGACCAAGCCUACACGAGCGCAGACUUCGGCUGGAGACUAUGGGAGAUGCAGCAAAUCGCACGGCAGCAGAGAGAAGCCUGGAGCGCCGAGGAGUGGGACAGGAUCUGGGGUCCACUCGGCGAUGGUGUGCCCCAACCCGAAGGCAAGAGAGAGGAUCGGCUGUCGGCGGAAGGCGAGCUCUGGGAACUCUGGGGCGGCGUCUUGCUCGCUGGGAGAAGGACGUCCUGGCGUGAUGAAGCCGGACAGAAUCGGCUUGUUGAUCUUUGUAAGGCGUUCAAGGCUCGUCCGGACCCGCCGUUACCGGCGAAAGCGACGAAGGCGCUUCGAAAUAACUGGAUCUGGAAGAGUGGGAGGUUGUGGAGUGAGCUCAGUAUGCUGGGGCCCAGCGCUCGCGAGCAUUGGAACGACGCGCCAAGGGAAAGCGGCGGCUUCUCCGUUGCAGAGGUCGAAAGUUGGCUUAAUGUUAACGCCUUUGCCGCACGGCUGAGUGUGGCCGAGGUGUUCGACUUUUCGAACUACGGUAUUUGGGCGUUGCGGGAGGCGCUUGAGGAGGAGCCUGGAGGGAGCAAUCACGCUUCGAAGUCGGAGAAGCUGGGGGUUUCGAUCCGUGAGGCGGCGGUAUGGGUGAGUAUUGCAGGCCGGCUGAUGUGGGAGAAGGUUGUGCGGGAUGAUGAUGGUGAGCCGCCAGUAACGGUGGAUGCUGCGACCUUGCCCUCCGAUUUGCCUUGGUCUGUUAAGUCUCGCGGGCAGGAUACCAGGGACUAUACGCCGUCUCGGUGGCGAUUCUGGAAGGCGCGCUUUCGAGUCCUCUCCGAGCGAGAGACGCUGUCCGACCAGGCGAAGUUGGCUGCGAAGGAUGCCGCAGAGUUGAUGAGCGAGAUCGAGCGAGAGAAGCCGCUCUCUGGGCAUUCAUAAUGGAGCCGUAUCGCUGUCAGACGCAGUCGCA
Messenger RNA from Baudoinia panamericana UAMH 10762, 1383 nucleotides. RefSeq lists its product as uncharacterized. Lineage: Eukaryota; Fungi; Ascomycota; Dothideomycetes; Mycosphaerellales; Teratosphaeriaceae. The transcript has a single exon. The record is from RefSeq and is a predicted model, not a curated record. Bases 243 to 1352 code for a protein of 369 amino acids.